AUACGCCGAGUAGGAAAGUCGCGUUAUAACGCCCAAGUCUCUAUUGGAAUGGACUUCUGGAGGAGCACAGGCAGUGCCUGAAAUUCAUCCUCCUCAGACUCUCGUGCCUCACGAUGGACCUUGCUGAGCCACGAGUAUUGCGCGAGUCGACACCGGGCGCGCAUCGGCCCUGACGGCUGGGAUCGUGGCCGCCUAGGUGAGUUGGUGGAGGACUGGUCUCGUAGCGCAGCAGAGGCGCGUAGAGAGGCGCAGCAGCUUUGCGGCGUUUAUGUCAAUAGGUGCUGUCGACGCGAAGUGACGUCAUUGAUCUCCCAAAUCGAGGGCUAUCCGGGACAACACCAUGAUUGUACCAGUGACGUUGUGAGCAACACUGCCUUCUAUAUUCUGCCGGAUCAAAGACGCGAAAUCUACACUUUUAGUGAGCUCUUAUCAUCACACAGCAAACAUCAUGGGAGAUACCUCAAUUGCUGCGAACAGGUCCGCCCUGAAGGACUUCAUCGCGUCAAUUGCAACAAUAUCUGGGGAUCUUUCAAAUAUCACAGCGCCUCCCUUUCUUUUGGCUGAGAAUUCGACAGUUGAGAUUCCGCAGUACUGGUGCGAUCAUGCACAUCUGUUUGUCCGACAAGCAUGGGGAGAUACCGAAGAGCAAAGAGCGCUAAAUGUACUGGAGUCGUUCAUGGGUGCUCUUCGCAAUCAGCAAUAUGCCGGAAGGGACGAGAGCGAAGGUGUUAAGAAGCCAUUGAAUGCAUUCUUGGGCGAAUUGUUCAUGGGAAGGUGGGAAGAUGAAGAACUUGGGCAGACGAGACUGGUCUCCGAGCAAGUCAGCCACCACCCGCCCAUUACGGCAUGCUACAUCUGGAAUGACAAGCACGGCGUUAGAGCAGAGGGUUUUACAGAACAAGAAAUCACCUUCUCCGGAAAUGUCAGCAUAAAACAGAAGGGUUACGCCAUAUUACACAUCGACAAGUACAACGAAGACUAUCUCAUGCCCGUCCCAGAUGUCAAGGUCAAAGGAAUCCUGGGCGGCAGGCCAUAUCCAGAGUUGUCAGGUAACUACUCACUUAUAUCAUCGACUGGAUAUGUGUCGCACAUCAAAUUCGAAGGCAAAUCGUUCUUUGGAGGUGGUCAAAAGAAUGGAUUCGAAGCCAAGAUGUUCCAUGUCGACCGCCCAGACGAGACCUUGUACCAGGCCAAAGGAGCCUGGAACGCAGAAUCCACAUUUGAAGAUGCAAGAACAGGAAAGGAGAUCGAGAGACUUAAUUUUGCAACGCUGAAAACCUUACCUUUGCAGAUCGAAGAUACAGCCGAGCAAGAUCCGUGGGAAUCCAGGAGGGCAUGGGGUGAUGUUAUCGCAGCACUAAGGCGAGGUGACAUGAAGACAGCUGCAGAUGCAAAGUCUAUUGUGGAACAGGGGCAACGACAGAUGAGAAAAGAUGAAGCUGCCAAUGGAACGAGCUGGAAGACUCGCUUUUUUAAACCAGUCGACCACGAUGAAGUCUACGAUACUUUGUCCAAGCGCGACCCGAGCUCCUUUACCGUCGAUCGCCAGAGUGGUAUUUGGAAAGUAGACAAAACGGCAAUCCAGACCGCCCAAAAGCCAUAUCACGAAGACUUGCUACCAACAAACGAGCGAACUGGAUCAUCCGGAGGUAGCUUGCGCAACGGCCCUAAUGCAGAUCAGGCACGUUCACAAAGUGAGGCUACGGUGAGCUUUCCCACAAAUGGGAUCUCUCAACAUCCGAAAAAGAUCCAAGUGUCUGGAGAAGAAGCGCCGGUCAAGCAUCAUGCUAAUCCUCCCGCGCACGCGGAUCUGCCGAGGCGGCCCAAUGCCGAACCAUCAAACAUAAGAACGCCCGAGACUUCAGCAGAAGGCCCGACUGACGCGCAGGUCGAAGAGUUCCUACGCAACAAGUACAGCGCGAGUUAAUGAUGAUCCGGAUCGUACUCCGACAUCUGAGUCAUGUACUUGGGUGGGACGAGUUCAAUGAGGUGGAUUGAGUGGUUGAUUAAUUAAUGCCUAUUAUACGC
Messenger RNA from Boeremia exigua, 2028 nucleotides. RefSeq lists its product as uncharacterized. Gene Ontology annotation, cellular component: cytosol; membrane; intracellular membrane-bounded organelle. The coding region runs from base 449 to 1927 and encodes 492 amino acids. Gene Ontology annotation, biological process: endocytosis; exocytosis; maintenance of cell polarity. Gene Ontology annotation, molecular function: oxysterol binding. The record is from RefSeq and is a predicted model, not a curated record. Lineage: Eukaryota; Fungi; Ascomycota; Dothideomycetes; Pleosporales; Didymellaceae. The transcript has a single exon.